AUGCGUUUUCCCACCUCAACUUCAACCUACCUCUACCUAUCUCUUGCACUCUUCCUUACCAUCAUCAUCAUCACCUCAGCCGCUGUACCAGUAGUCAAGGAAGGCUCAACCUCCAUCGUCACAUCCACCCAAGCCCAAGCCGCCGCUACCGUAAAGAGUAUCAUCGUUGUUGAUCCCACACCUCCUCCAUCAAAGCGAGACAUUGAUGACAUUGGCCCGUCGUCAUCAUCGGUAUGGGAAGACGAUGACGACCCCUACGCCCAUCCUGCUCCUGGCUCUCCUGGUGCGCUGAAUCAUUUCCCACGUCCGGCGCCCUCCUCAAAGGGCGGCGGUGGCGUACUUUGA
Sordaria macrospora k-hell is the source of this 345-nucleotide messenger RNA. RefSeq lists its product as uncharacterized. Lineage: Eukaryota; Fungi; Ascomycota; Sordariomycetes; Sordariales; Sordariaceae. The record is from RefSeq and is a predicted model, not a curated record.